GCAGCACAGUUCAAUAUUUGAUCAGGGGCGGGUCUUAGUGUGCAAUGAACUCACCCGCCUGACUUGAACCCAUAAAAAAGUACUAAAGUUGAACUUUUAGCAGCAGCAGAGUAGAAAUCUCUCUGACUAAGAGGCUUAAAAUGGCAACUAUUCGUCGACGAAUCCCUUACACACCAAAAGCUCCUGUCAGACAGGGAAUAUACAGCCAGGCGGUGGUUGUGGACAGGACCAUGUACAUCUCGGGUCAGCUGGGGCUGGACGUGGCCUCUGGUCAGCUGGUGGACGGAGGAGUUCAGGCUCAGGCCAAACAGGCUCUCAUCAACAUGGGGGAGAUCCUCAAAGCUGCCGGCUGUGACUACACCAACGUGGUGAAGACUACUGUGCUGCUCAAAGAUAUCAAUGACUUUAACAGCGUCAACGAGGUCUACAAGACGUUUUUCCGCAGUAACUUCCCUGCCAGAGCUGCCUACCAAGUGGCUGCGCUCCCCAGAGGUGGACUGGUGGAAAUCGAGGCGGUUGCCGUCGUCGGUCCUCUCUCAGACUCCUGACUAACCAGCAGUAUCACAAACAAGCUGUAGUUCAGCUAUCAAGUGACCUUAUACAGUAGUUGUACUGUAGUAGCCUCAUGAUAUUUCCAUAUAACACAUGAAAGACCAAACUAGGAUCUUGUUGACUUUCUUUCUCUUUAUAUGCAGGUUUUAGUAUUCAUUGUUGCUCCACUGACCACUGUGGCUGGUUGAAUGCACUGCUGAAACAUUUCCAGUAUACCUCUGUAAAACCACUGAUCAUUAGAUUAAACCCCUAAAUAUCAGAGCAGCACUUAAUUUAACACCCUACAUACAUACUGUACAUGAAAUAGACGGUGAUGAUAAUGUGAGAUUGUACCUUUAUCACCAGGCUAACAUUACCAGGCCACAGUGGUUAGAUUCAGUGUCAGAUGGACUUCCUGUUGGAGGUGUUUCUGGUUUAGUAACUCAUCUGUUUUAUUCCAGAGAAAAUGAACAAACAUUUGCAAAGAAAAGCAGCUCUCACUAAUAAAUAAAUGCAGUAAAACCUCA
Molecule: messenger RNA, 1058 nt
Organism: Thunnus maccoyii (southern bluefin tuna)
Lineage: Eukaryota; Metazoa; Chordata; Actinopteri; Scombriformes; Scombridae
Gene: rida
Product: reactive intermediate imine deaminase A homolog
Exons: 6
Coding region: 141-548 (135 amino acids)
Cellular component (GO): cytosol
Molecular function (GO): deaminase activity
Source: RefSeq, a predicted model, not a curated record